AUGGUGCAGGUAUUUUUGCACGUAAUUCAGACGCUUCGCGUACUGCUGGUCAACCUAAGGGUGGAAAGGAAGAAGGCAAAGGCACCAGUUGUGGACGAAAACAGGCGAGGUUUCUUUCAAAAAAGGUCCCUUCGUUAUUGCGCCUACCGCGCAUUUGUGGCGUGGUGUUAUGGACGCCUCGGUUUCGGGAGGAGAUAUGAGCUCCCGGCCUGCGUACGGGGGGCUAUUAUGGACGCUUUCCCUCAAGUACAGGAGUGUACACAGGUUUCAAGGGAGCUCCUCAAGAAUGGGAAAGUGUUGAAUGGGACGACGGCUGUUUGUGAAAAGGGUGAUAGAAAUAGAUAA
Cooperia oncophora is the source of this 345-nucleotide messenger RNA. The record is from the annotation of a GenBank genome assembly. NCBI's taxonomy places the organism in Eukaryota, Metazoa, Nematoda, Chromadorea, Rhabditida, Trichostrongylidae.